Messenger RNA from Balaenoptera acutorostrata (minke whale), 2073 nucleotides. It is a transcript of the gene MARCHF4, whose product is annotated as membrane associated ring-CH-type finger 4. Lineage: Eukaryota; Metazoa; Chordata; Mammalia; Artiodactyla; Balaenopteridae. Gene Ontology annotation, biological process: protein ubiquitination. The record is from RefSeq and is a predicted model, not a curated record. The transcript is spliced from 4 exons. Bases 811 to 2040 code for a protein of 409 amino acids. Gene Ontology annotation, molecular function: ubiquitin-protein transferase activity; zinc ion binding.
UUCUCCUAAUUGGCUUUCCCCUCUUCUGUGCAGCCCUUUGGCUGCAAAGGCAAAGCACAAGCCCCUUGCCCAGUUUCACCUGAAUCCCUUCCCUACCCCCCGCUGCUCUCUUAAAAGUAACUCUGGUGCUUCUGGGGGUUAAUUGCCCCAGUUUUCUGCCCAGGAGAAUUAAAACUUCUCCCAAUCUCCUCUCUUCCCCACCUUACCUCCCUCACCCCCUCACAACCAACCUCCUGUUACCUGAGGAAAACUAUCUUUUCUCUCUAGCACAUGCAGUCUUCAAUUCUUCACUGAGCUAGCUUGCCCUAAGCCCAGCUCAGUCCACUCCAAAUUUUAUUGAUAACCUUCCCCACCCUUUUAUAUGAAAGAAAAGAUUUCCCACUGCCUAGGCAUUUGAGAAAAACCCAAUAAGCCUCUCCUGGGGAACUUUCUAACAAUUAGACCUUGAUCUCAAGGCCCUGACAGCCCAUCCUCAACAUUUUUUUUUCCCCCUAUGCCCCUGCCCCUACCAGUGCCACCAGGUCAAAAGCAAAAAGGAGACACUCUGAGCAAAGCUUAAGGUUGGGGUAGAGGUGGAGGGGCAAGAAAAUUUUUGCUGUUGUUGGGCUUUCCAGGUAGAGUUCAGAAGCAGUGACUCACAGUCGUCAGUCCUGGGGGCAAUUUAUUUGCUACUUGGAAGGGAGGUAAGAGGAGCCGGUGAGAACGAAGCCUCCCCCCAUAACACAGACACACUGUGGACCCCCUCAACCGAUCCCAUCCUCUGCAAAGACUCCGCCUGCCCCUCCCGGUCUCUCUGCUUCCACCGGGCACAUGCUGAUGCCCCUGAGUGGGCUGCCCUGGUGGUGGUGGUGGUACUGCUGUGCCUGGUACCGCUGUGGAUUGUGCUCCCCAGCUCCCCAGAUGCUGCGCCACCAGGGUCUCCUCAAGUGCCGCUGCCGCAUGCUCUUCAAUGACCUGAAGGUUCUCCUCCUGCGGCGGCCCCCUCCAGCGCCCCUGCCCAUGCACGGCGAACCCCAGCCCCCCGGCGUGGCAGCCAACAACACCCUUCCGGCUCUGGGUGCCGGGGGGUGGGCAGGCUGGAGGGGGCCUCGAGAAGGCGUGGGCAGGGAGACCCCUCCCCUGCCACCUCUGCCACCUUUGCCACCUUCAGUGGAAGAUGACUGGGGUGGCCCAGCCACAGAGCCACCUGCCUCGCUGCUCAGCAGUGCCUCUUCAGAUGACUUCUGUAAGGGAAAGGCUGAGGAUCGCUACUCACUGGGCAGCAGCCUGGACAGUGGCAUGAGAACCCCGCUCUGCCGCAUCUGCUUCCAGGGGCCGGAACAGGGGGAGCUGCUGAGCCCGUGCCGCUGCGACGGCUCGGUCAAGUGCACGCACCAGCCUUGCCUCAUCAAGUGGAUCAGCGAGCGGGGCUGCUGGAGCUGCGAGCUGUGCUACUACAAGUACCACGUCAUCGCCAUCAGCACAAAGAACCCUCUGCAGUGGCAGGCCAUCUCUCUGACAGUCAUUGAGAAGGUUCAGAUUGCGGCCGCCAUCCUGGGUUCCCUCUUCCUCAUCGCCAGUAUCUCUUGGCUCAUCUGGUCGACCUUCAGCCCCUCAGCAAAAUGGCAGCGCCAAGACCUCCUCUUCCAGAUCUGCUACGGGAUGUAUGGAUUCAUGGAUGUGGUGUGCAUAGGCCUCAUCAUUCAUGAGGGACCCUCCGUGUACCGCAUCUUUAAACGGUGGCAGGCUGUCAACCAGCAGUGGAAAGUGCUGAACUAUGACAAGACGAAAGACCUGGAGGAUCAAAAGGCAGGAGGCAGGACCAACCCCCGGACCUCCUCGUCCACCCAGGCCAACGCGCCCCCCUCCGAAGAGGAGGCUGCGGGCACCCCUGCCCCUGAGGAAGGCCCUGCCCGGGCGGCCGGCCACCCCUCAGGCCCUCUGUCCGAUCACCACUGUGCUUACACCAUCCUGCACAUCUUGAGUCACUUAAGACCUCAUGAACAGCGGAGCCCCCAGGGCGGCAGCCGAGAGCUGGUCAUGAGGGUCACGACGGUGUGAGAGGAGAGACCUGGGAGGGAGCUGUGACCACAC